GGCAAGCCUGAAACCGUGCAGAAAGCCGGCUUUAUCAAAGGCCCCGUCUUCAAAGGCGUUGCUUCCAGUCGCUUUUUGCCCAAAGGCACCAAAACAAAGGUUAACCUUGAGGAGCAAGGAAGACAAAAGGUGUCUUUCAGCUUUAGUUUAACCAAGAAAACCUUACCGAAUAGAUUUCUGACUGGUCUCGGAAACGAGAAACAAAAUGAAACUCAAAACUCCCCAGCAGCACCGCUUCAGACUGACUUUAACCCCAAAAGUAAAAUGGACUUGGGGGAUGCUGCUGGUGCAGCUGAGGAGUCUUCACCUCCAAAACCCAAGGUAGAAUUAGGGAAGAUCCAUUUUAAAAAACAUUUACUUAACGUCACAGCAAAACCACCGCCAGCCACAGCAGCAACGCUACCGCCGCCGGCUGUGGCACCGGUAACGGAACCGGUGGCAUCGGCCGCGGACUUUCCCUCCACGCCACCGCCUCCCCUGCCUCCCCCUCCGCUAACGGCGUCGCCAGCAGCAUCGAUGCCGCUUCCUGCGGCGGCAGCUUUGCCACAACUGCCCGUGACGCUGACGUCCACGCUGUUGCUGUCACCGCCUGUGGAAGCUGAAGUCCUCGCUUCGAAGGAGCCGUGCCAAGCGGUACCCAAGGAGGCUUUGGAGCCGGAUGUCAAGCAGGAUGCAGUAUCACGCGGUUCGGAAGAACGUGUAACUCAGAACACGCCCGAGCAGACGGAAGUAACUCCGCAGAAGGAAGAUUCCCAUAUUGGGAAAGAGGAUGAGGUUUCCGACGGCUCGAAGGGUGCUCCCCUCUGCUCCCGGAGGCAGGGGUCGAAGAGAAAGUUCUCCCAGUCCGACGGCACGCAGCUGGGCUCCGAGUCCGAUGAGGAUUCGGUGAGGACCUCCUCCAGCCAGCGGUCGCACGAGCUGAAGGUAUCCAGUACGGAAAAGGAGAGAGAUCCCAGACGAAGCUCCGCAUCCCUCAGAGGCGAUGAUCUGGGGAAGUCCUCCUCACGCUCCAGGUCAGAGAGGGACGAGAAGUACUCGAGCUAUUCGAAAUCAGAAAGAGAUUCACGGUAUUCGUCUUCCCGCUCUCGAUCAGACAGAGAAAGAAGGCGAAGCCGGUCUCAUUCCCGUUCCCGAUCAGAUCGGGGCUCCCGCACCAGCUCUUCCUACUCGAGGUCGGAGCGCUCACAUUACUACGAAUCCGACCGCAGAUACCAUCGGAGCUCUCCGUACAGGGAAAGGUCGAGAUAUUCCCGUUCGUAUGCGGACAGCAGGGCGCGAGAUAGCUCAGACUCGGAGGACGAGUACAGGAGGACACAUUCCAGAUCGAGCGACUCAAGGCGUACGUCGUCCCACUCCUCCUCGUCCUACAGGGACUCCAGGACUUCUUACUCCAAGUCGGACAGGGACAGCAAAGUAGAGUCGUCUCAUGCUGACGUGGAGAGGAGAGGAAGGUCUUCUUCGAAAGCAGAUAGAGAUUCAAAAAGGACUUCAGAAAGUGAAGUAACCAAAAGGUGCUCUCCCCUUGACGAGCUAGGCUAUCGGAAGGGGACAUCCCAUUCUAAGCCCGACAGUAAUGUGAAUUCCUCCCGUUAUAAGUCCACCCCUUCAAAGACCCCUGCACCAAAGCCUGAUAAAUUUAAGAGUUCUUUCUGUUGUACAGAAUCGAUUGAAGAAAUAAAAGAGCAGUCUAAUUCUCUAGAUUUAGAGACCUCUUGUCUAAAAAGCAAUGAGAUCAGGGUGUCCAUUGUGAAAAAAUUUGAAAGGGAAAAGACACUUUCUCCAUUAAAUGAGUUAAAUGAUUUGCCCGCUUUUAAAAAGGCAGAUGAAUCGAACGUGGGUUUUGCUAGCUCAAAGUCUGACGAGACUACAGGAACCGAAUGCCACGACAGUGUUAAGGAACAAGAAACUUUAUUAAAGAUAAGGCAGGAUCAGUUAAGAACAUGUUUCCCCAUGGACCGGAGUGUAAAUGGGUCCCCAGAGGGUAGAGCUGAUGGUUUGGCAUCUUCCAGUGCCUCCAGAACAGAGGAUGUCGCUUCACCUUCUGACGAUAGCCGGUGUCGGUCAGAAGCGUUGCCUGUUGUGCAGACGAGUCCGUCGUACCCGUUGCUGUCUAAUGGGUUUGAGAGCACUUACACAUCUCAAGAACAAGAGCCGGAUGAUUCUCGGGUCCAGUCCAGUGAGUGCAACAGUCUGUUUGGGGAGGUGGAGGCGCCGGUCCCGCAGCAGCAAGGGGAAGCCAUCGCUGUGCCUGUCGGGAGCGUAGAUCCUACUAAAACUCUACUGAAGAACCUGGAUGAUGAGGCAACUCCGUGCGACAAAACCAAAGAACCAGUUUUUUGCUACAUUUCAGAUGAUGCCACCCCUGCUCUGUAUCAUUCGGAAGUUGAAAUCGAAGCGGAACCAGCAGAUGUCAAAGUGACAUCCGAGACUUUCCUGGAUGUGCAGGUAGAGCCACAGACUGUGACGUGCAAUUUUGAGAGCACGGAGGAUCACCACGCAAAGUCUGCCUGCAAUGAGGAGCACCCUCAUCCUUCCCACAAAAUGAGCCUGGCUGCGGAGAGCUCCAGCAGGGAUUCCUCCCAGGAUGGCUGCUCCCCGAGGCUGCGCUCAGACCAUCCCGUGCCGGAGGAAAGCGUCUCUUCCAAGUGGGACGUGGCACCACCAGAUAGAUGUCAGGAGCUGCUCCAGCAUUCGGAAGCCGAAGAGAUGCUUGAGUUGGAUACUCAGCACGUCGACCUCAGUUCGGCAAAAGGCAAGCUGUCCUUUCAAGAUGAACAUUCGUAUUAUUCGGAAGUGCCGCUGGAGCAGCGCGGCAGAGAGGAGGUCGUGGAGGAAAGUGCCGUUUCCACCGAGGGAGUUGGGCCGGAUGAUUUGGGAGAUCGGUGUGCUGACGUAUCGGCUGAGAAGGACGAGGGAAGCGAGCCCUUGGUGACUUUUCCAGACGCCUUGUUUCCCUCUUGCGAUGUCAUUGUCACCGCAGAAGAAACGGAGAUGGUAACUCAAGCCCUGACAUGCGACAGCAGCGGCAAUGCCGCUGAAUUUCUUCCUGCUGGCCACGACGAUUACUCCGACACGGGGGAGAGCGAUAGCGAGGGCGGCAGCGAUGACAGCGACACGGAAGACUCGGAUUCUGAUGACGGCGCGCCGCGGAAGCGGCUGCAGUCUGUUGUGGUGGUACCAAAGAAUUCCACCAUCGCCAUGGAAGAGAGCAGCCCCGGCUCCUCGCGGAGCAGCCAGGGCAACCGGCGCUUCUCUGACCAGUGGGACGACGAGCGACCGGAGCCAAGUCGACCCUACUACGAAGAGAAUAUGGCGAGUAAAGGUGGAGCACAAGUAGAGAGCAGGUGUUCUCCUAGAGGGUUGGAGAAGAGCCUGGCAACUUCUACCGAGCUGGGCAGGAAGGAGCCGGAGGAGCUGCGGGCGGACCCGUGCCAGCCGCAGAGCGACAGCGUGGACAGCACGAGUCAGGCAGACCUGAUGGCAGACUCCCACGGCAAAGCCAACCCGGAUGAGAGGAUGAUGUUGAAGGAGCUGAUGUCCGUUGGGAGACCGAUGGGCCGACAAGACGAGCAGCCGUUUUGCCUGCCGGGGAGUUUUGAAGGUGCUGAUAAAUCCCGACAGCAGAUGAGUUCUUCCAAGCCGGACAGCAGGCAAGGGAAGGGUGGGCUUAACCAGUCUGCUCUCGGAGAGUUCUCCAGGCUGGAUGGUUUUCAUACGCCAGAGGAUAUGGGUGGUGUGAACUGGGACUUUUCCCAGUCGGAGAAACCCAGUAGCACCUACCAGCAACCAGAUAGCAGCUUUGGGGUCUACUCAGGCUGUGUUUACCAGCCGGGCUCGGGAGGAGCGUACAGCGGCUCUCAGAGUUACUGGCAGGGCAACGGUUACUGGGACGCGCGGUGUGCUAGCAGACCUUCGGCGGUUAAUUACGAACGAAUGCAAGGGCAGGUACCCGAUUCUCUAACGGAGGAUCACGAGGAGUACGAAGAGGAUGACCGUUGGGAUGCUGAGUGCAAACCUCAUUUUCCCAGCCCCUCGAAUAAAUUCCCGGUGCCCGGACAGAAAGAAGAAGGCUCGGUGCAGGCGCACGAGAUCAGCAGCAAUUCCACCAAGGAGCCGCUGCCCGGCGGGGAGAAGAAGGAGGAGGUGAAGGUUUUGGAAAAAAAUGAUGUGAAAGAACGAGGUCCACCAAAAAAAAGACGCCCGGAGUUGGAGAGCGACUCGGAGAGCGACAUGGACUCGAGGGAGAAGAAGAAGGUGGAACCGGAGGUGGGGGAGCCAGUGGAGCCGGCACCGCAGGACUCCUCCAUGGUCGGGCGGUUGUGCAUCAUGGAUGACUUCAGAGACCCCCAGCGCUGGAAGGAGUUUGCCAAGCAAGGAAAGAUGCCCUGCUACUUUGACCUUAUCGAGGAGAACGUGUACUUGACAGAAAGGAAGAAGAACAAGUCUCACCGGGACAUUAAGCGGAUGCUGUGCGAAUGCCCUCCCCUCUCCAAAGAGGAGCGAGCGCAGGGGGAGGUCGCUUGUGGAGAGGACUGUCUGAAUCGCCUGCUCAUGAUCGAGUGUUCUUCCAGGUGCCCAAACGGCGACUACUGCUCCAACAGGCGCUUCCAGAAGAAGCAGCAUGCCGAUGUUGAAGUGAUCCUCACCGAGAAGAAAGGCUGGGGGCUGCGAGCUGCCAAAGACCUGCCAUCGUAA
Pterocles gutturalis (yellow-throated sandgrouse) is the source of this 4695-nucleotide messenger RNA. It is a transcript of the gene SETD2, whose product is annotated as SET domain containing 2. Gene Ontology annotation, cellular component: nucleus. The annotation marks the transcript as partial. Gene Ontology annotation, molecular function: histone H3K36 methyltransferase activity. NCBI's taxonomy places the organism in Eukaryota, Metazoa, Chordata, Aves, Pterocliformes, Pteroclidae. The record is from RefSeq and is a predicted model, not a curated record. The transcript is spliced from 3 exons.